This is a messenger RNA of Oryzias melastigma (Indian medaka), 2266 nucleotides long. It is a transcript of the gene krt97, whose product is annotated as keratin 97. The record is from RefSeq and is a predicted model, not a curated record. The transcript is spliced from 8 exons. Bases 582 to 1835 code for a protein of 417 amino acids. NCBI's taxonomy places the organism in Eukaryota, Metazoa, Chordata, Actinopteri, Beloniformes, Adrianichthyidae. Gene Ontology annotation, molecular function: structural molecule activity.
AAUUAGGAUUAUAGAUUUUGAUGGUAAUCCCUUGUGAGUAUUUCGGAGUGAAUCACCCUUCAGGUGAGCAAACAGGCCCGGCCUCUUGAAAGGCAGAAUGAGGAUUUGAGCUUUUAGUUUGAAAUAAUUUAAUAUUUUAAACAAAAAGUAGUAAAAAAAAAAAAAAAAAAAAAAAAAAACUAAAAUGUCUUAAAAGAGUUUUGGACAAACAAGCAGCUUCAGGUUGGAGGAUGUCCGUGCGUCAUGACGCACAGGGUUUAUUGGUUUGGGGCUGUUCUGGUUCGGUUUUGUUGUUGGUGGGAUCAUGGUUUCAGGUGAAGGAGGACCCACAUUCCCACCUGAGCCUCAUCUUUCACGCAGACUUACUCACAGGUGCGUGCGCAGUGACUCGCACGCCUUGACAUCUCGGAGGAUGACAUGCGCUUGGCAGCCGUUAGUGGUUCUCUCCACGCCCUGUGACACCUGUGUGUUGAUGCGUCCACGGCCGCUCCCUCUCCUCACGCAGGAGCCUAUAAAGUCCAUCCUCCCGUGAAGCCUCAGCAUCUCCACUUUUCGGAAGACUCCCACAAGCAGAAGCCACCAUGAGCUCCGUGCGCCUCUCUGGACUAUCCUCCAGCAUGUCCCGCCGCGCCGUCAGCAUCCACGGCAGCGCGCCCACCCGGAUGUCGUACGCCUCCAACGGCUUGCGCUCCGGCUUUGACCUGGGGGACGCGCUCGGUGGCGCCGGUGGUGCCGGUGCCGGCUUCUCCGUGUCCACCAACGAGAAGGCGACCAUGCAGAACCUCAACGACCGGCUGGCAUCUUACCUGAGCAAGGUGCGCGAGCUGGAGACGAAGAACGCCAAGCUGGAGCAGCAGAUCCGGGAGUGGUACGACAAGCAGACCCCCACCGUGAGGGACUACAGCGCCCACCAGGUCACCAUCAACGACCUGCGCUCUAAGAUCUGCUCUGCCGUUCAGACCAACGCCGUUCUGAUGCUGCAGAUUGACAACGCCAAGCUGGCAGCAGAAGACUUCAAACUGAAGUACGAGAACGAGCUGGCUCUAUGCCAGUCCGUGGAGGUGGACAUCGUUGGGUUACGCAAGGUCCUGGAUGAGCUGACCAUGACGCGGUCUGACCUGGAGAUGCAGGUGGAGGGCCUGAAGGAGGAGCUUGUCUACCUGAGGAAGAACCACGAGGAGGAGAUGGCGGCGAUGCGAAGCGUCAUAACCGCCAGCUCUGUGAACGUAGAGGUGGACGCCAAGCCUCAGCAAGACCUGAACCAUGUUCUGGAGGAAGUCCGAUCUCAGUACGAGGGCAUUGUCAGCAAGAACCGCAAAGAGGUCGAGGCCUGGUACAAGGUCAAGUUUGAAGAACUCAACAAGAGGACGAGCGCAGAGGCAGACCAGCUAAAUACCUCACGGAGUGAGAUUAAUGAGUUGAAGAGGGUCUUGCAGGACUUGGAAAUCCAGCUCCAGUCUGAGUUGUCCCGGAAAAAUGCUGUGGAGAUGCAGCUGUCGGAGGUGGAAGUCCGGUAUAGCGACCAGCUGCGUCAGCUGCAGUGCAGGGUGGACUCAUUGCAGGAGGAACUCAACCGGCUGAGGACCGAGACCACUCAACAGUCCAUGGAAUUCCAGAGGCUGCUGGACAUCAAGACCAGGCUGGAGAUGGAGAUUGCAGAGUACAGGCGACUUCUGGGUGGAUAUGAAGAGCAGACGGUCACGGUAAAAGAAGUCAAAACGGUUAAAAAGGAGGAGGAAAAACACAAGCCGGUCGUGAGUCAGAGGACAGUGGUUGUGAUUGAAGAGCUGGUGGAUGGAAAGGUGGUUUCUACCAAGGAAAUAAUUCAACCAUAACAGACUUGGUGAUCCAGUAGAAGAACCCUCCCCCCCCCUCAUCAGGAGGUCAUCAAAUUAUUCUAAAUGUCUGGAUUUUCUCAUUGGGAACACUUCCUUGGUUCCAAUCCUAUCUGUAUUAUCAUUGGAGGAUUCUGACAAAACCAUUAAAUAUUUAUCUGUGUUUUAGAACAGGAAGUACGGUUGGAAAGUCUCACUGCAGUACCACAUAUGUCCUGUAGAUGUCACUGUUAAACCCUAAAAAAGAACGUCAGAAAACAAGUCUGAGAUUUAAAACAAAAAGGUGUUCUUUGGUUGCUCUUUUGUAUGUUUGUAAUAUUUGUAUAAUUUUAUUGAUAUUUUUCUAAUGAGAAAUAUUCUGUAAAAUGAACAAUUAUAAACAAGGUUUCACAAAAGGUUUCAAAAUUACAAAUAAAAGCAAUUUAAAGGCC